UUGUUUUUAAGAACACGCUGACGAACAAACAGUAGAAAGACGACAUCACCGCAGUCGCUUGCUGAAGGUGGACAAUGAAUUGUUUUGGACAGAGUGCUAACACGUAUUGACAUGGCGGAAAAGAGGCCUGCCUAUGAAGCAAUGUCAUUUGCUCUUAUUAAGUGGACUUUCAUCCUACAGGCCGUCACUGCUCAUGGUCAACAAAAGGAGCUGCAGUGUGGCGAGCCCGGCCCCGCCCCCAACACGCACCUGCAACUGGAGGACGGGGGACGAACUCUGCACUACGCGUGCUUCUACACCUACACACAUCUGUCCGGCACCCUGACGCGCCGGUGUGACAAGGGCAAUCUGACGGGAGAGGCCCCAGUGUGCCAGUUGGACUGUGGUUCCCCACUGAUAACGGACAGGGCUGUGUCCUUCACCUCUCCCUACACCACUGCGGGAUCAACGGCGACGUACACCUGCCCCGGCGGUACGGCGAACGCCAAGUCAACGUCGCUCUGUGAUCCUGUGAGAGGAGAAUGGGCUGACGCAGACAAAUGUCACGGUAAACUGACCCUCACAGACAUACACAACAUAACACAAUCGUCCUUAGCGCUCCGACAUGACGUCAUCACAUCCAACAGCGAGACCAGCUCCUCAACCAGUGUCUCGGACAAAGCGUUGUAUGGAGCUUACAACGCCAUAGACCCAAUGGAUGGAAUGUACCUCGCGCAAAGCCACUGUAGCAGCACUGCAGCGGAGCACAAGCCAAACGUCAUCAUUGCUCUGAAGGCUGUAUUCGACGUGCUCCGUGUGGUGAUCACCCUGCCUAACGACACCUAUGCCUACACUUUGGACAACUUCUGGGUGUAUGUCAGUCCGCUGUCUUCCGGUGCAGGCUGGACUUUCUGUGGCCGACGCAACCGCAGGCUUGAACCCGGUACAACAAUUAUGUUCACGUGUAGUCACAAACGCGUUUUUCUUGGGAGGCGUAUCAAGCUGCACACUGAGUUCCCCCCGGACCGCAAGGGGAUGCUGCAGCUCUGCGAUGUCCAAAUUUACGCGGCCACCCCGUCAGUGGACUGCGGCAAGCCGACUCCGGUGUACAAGCUGGCUGUUCCUGUCCCUCCAGUGACGACUGGCCGCGGCUCCACGUGUAAUUACACAUGCGAAGGGGGCUUUACACGGAUUGGGGGAUCUGGUCAUUCUGUCUGUGAACAAGGCGGCUACUGGUCAAAACCGACACUGUUGUGCACUGAUGAAAUCAAUUACGCCUACGGCAACAAAUCGUGGAUGGCAGCUUCUCGCGAUGCCAGCAUCCCCACCACCGUUGCCCACAACAUCACCGACAAAGACAGGUCCACGUGUCACCUCGUUACACAGACAACCAGUGUGUUAUUUACAAUUGACUUUGAGCAACUGGUGGAAGUAAGUGAUAUAUCACUCGUUAUACCAGAUGUCUACAGCGUAGGGGCAAAGAUAAUCCUCUCCGUGACCCGAGACACGGCGGACAAGAAGACAUGUAAGGAAUGGUCGCCGGGCGAGGAUGCCCUGGGGGUGACACACUUUGACUGUUUACAACAUCCGGUCGGUCGAUACCUGCUCGUCGAGGCAUCCUUCCGGGCUCCGAGGGACUUCCGGUUGUGUGACGUUUGGGUUGGAGGCCGCAGUUUUGUCAGACCCUAUGAAUGUUUCACGGAUUAUGGCUACAAGGGCACUGUUAACGUCACCGUGAUGGGCAUCCCUUGUAAGCACUGGGACGCCCAGCAACUCAACACAUUCUCCUACGAUCUCCCAGACUACAGUUUAACGGAAGCAGGCAACCAGUGCCGCUCCACGUCUGACAGAACCGCCCCCUGGUGUUACACGGAAGAUCCCGGAGUGAGGUGGCAGUAUUGCCCAGUCGUCAACUGCGAGUCAAUGUGUACAGCCACUGAGAAAGGAGUCUUGUACAAUGGUAACAUCAGACACUCGUCCACGGGCAGCGCGUGCGUGGUCUGGGGCAGCGAUGACCUUGCCAUCAAACAGGAGACACUCUUCCCUCGUUCCAACCCUUGGACACGGAGCUGCAGGAACCCUGGGGCGUCGCAGUCCAAGCCUUGGUGCUACACAAAGUCCGAUGGCACUGACUACGGGCACUGUGACGUACCAGCAUGCGGUGGUGCCUCCAUGACACCCUAUAGACACUGGACAGUCAACGAGACUCACGACUUUGAUGGUUUACCCGGUGUAAAGGAAUGCUUUGUCUGGAACAACUUCUUCAAUGGCCGCGCGUAUGAUGGCAGUCGGUGGGCGGCCAAGACUCCCCACCACUUCCCCGGCGUCCCAAGCAAGGAGGAAGUGUGUUGGAAGGGACAUGCGUACAAUGCCACUAUGGCAUGCUGGGAAUAUGUCCGGGAGGAAGCGCACACUAUCAUCCUGGGCGUGGUGGAAUGUGUGUCGUGCGGGGACCCCCCUGUUAUAAACAACUCUAAUGUCACCGGCUUGACGAGCCACUACCCGGGCGGGGAGGCGAGGUAUAACUGUUUGCCGGGCUACGCGAGAAUCUCAGGGAGAAGAUUGAUCAAGUGUCAGAAGGAUGGGGAAUGGACUGUCUCUCAUCUGAACUGCAGCGCCGACUGUGGCCAGCCGCCGCCUGUGGACAACGCGGCAACAACUGUGACAGGGACGACGGAGAACCACACCGCUGUGUACACCUGUACUGCCGGGUUCAUGUCUCUCCACGGCAACACCACCAGCAGCAGCAUCUGCCUCAGAAACGGAUCAUGGGAACACCCCGACAUCAACUGUACAGUGCAAACUGCUCAGUCAGUGGGAGUGACGGAUAGCCCAACAGCGAACCAAUCAGUUAACCCAACAUCCAACCAAUUAGUUGUCCCAUCAAGCGACCAACCAGUUAACCCAACACCUAGCCAAUCAGUUAACCCAACAUCCAACCAAUUAGUUGUCCCAUCAAGCGACCAAUCAGUUAACCCAACACCUAGCCAAUCAGUUAACCCAACAUCCAACCAAUUAGUUGUCCCAUCAAGUGACCAAUCAGUUAACCCAACACCUAGCCAGUCAGUUAACCCAACGGCUGGCCAAUCCGUUAACCCUACACCUAGCCAAUCAGUUAACCCAACACCUAGUCAAUCAGUUAACCCAUCAUCCAUCCAAUCAGUUAUCCCAACAACCGACCAAUCAGUUAACCAAACACAUAGCCAAUCAGUUAACCCAACGGUUAGCCAAUCCGUUAACCCAACACCUAGCCAAUCAAUUAACCCAACACUGAGCCAGUCAGUUAACCAAACACCUAGCCAAUCAGUUAACCAAACACCUAGCCAAUCAGUUAACCCAACAACUGACCAAUCAGUUAACCCAACGGCCAUCCAAUCAGUUAUCCAAACAACCGACCAAUCAGUUAACCAAACACAUAGCCAAUCAGUUAACCAAACACCUAGCCAAUCAGUUAACCCAACAUUCAUCCAAUCAGUUAUCCCAACAACCGACCAAUCAGUUAACCAAACACAUAGCCAAUCAGUUAACCAAACACAUAGCCAAUCAGUUAACCCAACAACUGACCAAUCAGUUAACCCAACACCUAGCCAAUCAGUUAACCCAACGUCCAGCCAUUCGGACCUUGGAUCAUCAAUUGUUACAAGUGCAUCGACAGCCCUGUCCACCACGUCCACGCCGACACACACAACCACAGCAACUGUAAUAACAGUGGAUAGAUAUGGAAGAACGCGCCAAAGGACAUGCGUGUGUCGAUGUGUAGACUUCCGUCGACGGAACCUGACGCUGGAACAGAGACUGACGGACCUGCGCGUGGGAGUGGAGAAGAAGAACAUGUAUAUCCUGCGGCACAAGAAGAUUAGCGCGCCAGAUCCCAGGGUCUCCUCCAUGGGUGUGGGCGCGAUGGGAAUACUGCUCAUGGUAUUCCUGUUCGGGGCUCUGCUCAUUCCCGAUGUGAUAAGCCUGGUGCAGUAUGGGCUGAGGCGUGGACAAGUGGUUGAUGCAAUGUCGUAGGGCGGUAAUUCUCCAUACAAAUAUGGCUGGUCAAGCUAGUCGAGAGUUGACACAUUUUUUGGAUAACAACUUCAUUAUUUUACUUUAAUGGUGAUGUUUCGGUAUAGAUCCUUAUACGGUUGCCAAAGUUCAAUACUGAAACGUCGCCAUUGCAGUAAAAUAAAGUUGUUAUCCAUAAAUUGUGUCUACUUUGUCAUCCCUCAACUUCUAAGGAAUGCCUACAAAACAAUAAUUGACAGUUCUUGGUUGUUAUUGAUUGCAAUAUGUCUCAUGGCAACACUAGGUAAUAGUAUCGUUAUUGGAAAGAAAAUGACUAUUUGCAUCCAAAACAUCGAUAACGUUCUAAGAGUCACAGCCAAGCAUACUGUAAAUCAUAAAAUUUAAUGCGAGAAUGAAAUUAAUGCGAAACAUGCGAGUGUCCUUGUUGGCAUUAAUAAAGUGAAGCAUUUGUAGCUGGACAUAUUGGAGCAUAUUGUCACGUCAGGUUCACUGCACAUGGGCGUAGAGUCAGGGAGUUGGACAUAUCGCAGCUUUUAACAGUAUUCCAGUUUUAUCACAUAUCAGCUUGAUGUAGGAGGAAAGUCCAAAGUGAUGCAAGUCUUAAACGUUUACCACUUUAUUACUGGUAACAUUGCUGACCGUGGUCCCCUCGUGGUAUAUUCUCCCUGCAGUGUUAUAUUGUACGAGAAACAACUCCCUCUUCGUUUAUUUCAUUUAUGAGAUAUCAACAUUAUGUAUGGUAUCUUUAAGGAUGAAGAUAAAAUGUACAAGCUCCAAAAAUAUUUCCCCGUAUUUUAAAAAUGACGACUCCCUCAACAGAAUCCGACUUCGGAAAUAUCAGAUAAGUCCAUUUUAUGUAGAGGUUGUUUUUUCCCGCAUAUUCUCACAAUCCCCAAGACCAUCACCUGUACCUUUUCUCCCAAUACCGACUGUCAUAUCUCUCCUGCUGUUGGAUUUGAUUGUUCGACCAUCGUGUUUAUCUGCGUUACCCAGCUACAUCUAUGGGGAACAACUCGCUAGACACUUCCCUAUCAAAAAUAACAUGGUCCAAUUUACCUCAAGUUGGGAGGGAAUGUUCGAAUCUCCAGAAAGGACGUCAAGAUAGAACACUGUAUUAUCGUGAAAUA
Molecule: messenger RNA, 5117 nt
Organism: Haliotis rufescens (red abalone)
Lineage: Eukaryota; Metazoa; Mollusca; Gastropoda; Lepetellida; Haliotidae
Exons: 14
Coding region: 112-3990 (1292 amino acids)
Source: RefSeq, a predicted model, not a curated record